Messenger RNA from Gracilinanus agilis (Agile Gracile Mouse Opossum), 1361 nucleotides. It is a transcript of the gene MB21D2, whose product is annotated as Mab-21 domain containing 2. Lineage: Eukaryota; Metazoa; Chordata; Mammalia; Didelphimorphia; Didelphidae. The transcript has a single exon. Bases 1 to 1263 code for a protein of 420 amino acids. The record is from RefSeq and is a predicted model, not a curated record.
AUGGUGCAGAAGCUGGACCAGAAGCUGCCGGUGGCCAACGAGUACCUGCUCCUCUCCGGGGGCGUCCGGGAGGGCGUGGUGGACCUGGACCUGGACGAGCUGAACGUGUACGCGCGGGGCACCGACUACGACAUGGACUUCACCCUGCUCGUGCCGGCCCUCAAGCUGCACGACCGCAACCAGCCCGUGACGCUGGACAUGCGGCACUCGGCGCUGUGCCACUCCUGGCUGAGCCUGCGGCUCUUUGACGAGGGCACCAUCAGCAAGUGGCGGGACUGCUGCACGGUGGCCGACCACGCCAGCGGGGCCACCAACUACUUCUUCUCGCCCAUCAAGGUGGCCGAGUGGUUCUACGACUCCAUCCGCGUGGUGCUGUCCGAGGUGCAGAAGAAGCCGCAGCGCGGCACGCCGCGGGUGGACAAGGUGGAGAAGAGCGGCACGGUGCUCUCCAUCAUCCUGGGCGUGGGCAGCAGCCGCAUGCUCUACGACAUCGUGCCCGUGGUGUCCUUCAAGGGCUGGCCGGCCGUGGCGCAGAGCUGGCUCAUGGAGAACCACUUCUGGGACGGCAAGAUCACCGAGGAGGAGGUCAUCAGCGGCUUCUACCUGGUGCCCGCCUGCUCGCACAAGGGCAAGAAGGACAACGAGUGGCGGCUGUCGUUCGCCCGCAGCGAGGUACAGCUCAAGAAGUGCAUCUCGAGCAGCCUGAUGCAGGCGUACCAGGCGUGCAAGGCCAUCAUCAUCAAGCUGCUCUCGCGGCCCAAGGCCAUCAGCCCGUACCACCUGCGCAGCCUCAUGCUCUGGGCCUGCGACCGGCUGCCCGCCAGCUACCUGGCGCAGGAGGACUGCGCCGCCCACUUCCUGCUGGGCCUCAUCGACGACCUGCAGCACUGCCUGGUCAACAGGAUGUGCCCCAACUACUUCAUCCCGCAGUGCAACAUGCUGGAGCACCUGUGUGAGGAGACGGUGAUGCUGCACGCGCGCAAGCUCUCCUCCGUGCGCUCGGACCCCGCCGAGCACCUGCGCACGGCCAUCGAGCACGUCAAGGCGGCCAACCGGCUGACCCUGGAGCUGCAGCGGCGCGGGAGCGCCACCAGCCUCCCCUCCCCCCAGGCCGACGGGGCCGACCCCGGCCAGCCCGACGACCGCCUGGCCAAAAAACUGCAGCAGCUGGUGACCGAGAAUCCGGGCAAGUCCAUCUCGGUCUUCAUCAACCCUGACGACGUGACCCGGCCGCACUUUAGGAUCGACGACAAGUUCUUCUGAGCGUCCCGGCCCAAGCCCACGGCCUGCGCGGUGUUUGCUGUGUGUCUGUGUGCGCGGGCUCUCGCCCGCUCCCUCGUCUUCGUGCGGCACAGGGUGGC